CUCAAGAAGCGGCGCGAACAAGAACGCAUCCACGCCAUUGCCCAGGGCUUCCUAGCCGACCCCGACAAGCCGCGUACACUGGCCGAGGCCAUCACUCCCGUAGGAACCUGUCCGGACAUGUGCCCAGAGUUUGAACGUCUCGAGCGUGUUGUGCAGAAGGAUGUUUGGGGUCCUGAGCUCGACGACCAAGGUGCUCCCGCCGAGCAUCGCAUGGUAAAGAAGUUCAGACGCGCCGCAGCUGGUAUCGACGAGCAACUGCCUUCAGACUUGCGCCCUCCAAGUACUCUAAAAGAGACUGUCGACUACCUGUUUAACGAAAUGGUCGCCAAUGCCGAAUCACUGGGUAGCGUACAUCACUUUGUCUGGGACCGAACUCGCGCCAUCCGCAACGACUUUUCCAUUCAGCAAAUCACCAAACCCGCCGACGUCGAGAUCGCCAUUGAAUGCUACGAACGUAUUGCCCGCUUCCACAUCUUGUCGCUACAUCAGCUCGCCGUACCCGACAAGCCAUAUGACAAGUACGACUGGUAUCAAGAGCGAGAACAGCUAGACCGUACCCUCCUGUCGCUGAUGCAAUACUAUGACGACUCACGCGGCCGUGUAGAAUGCAAGAACGAGGCCGAGUUUCGCGCAUAUCUCAUCAUUUUUCAAGCUCAGGACCCAACACCCGAUCUUGAUGAAAGAGUUAAUACUUGGCCGGUGUCUGUCAGAUCUGAUAGACGCGUGAGAAUUGCCCUCGAUCUCAACUCCGCCGCUUCAAAUAUUGUGGAUCCUCAAGGUCCUCUAAAACCUCGAGCUGUUUACCCAGUCGCUCGCGAAGACUGGGCUCAGUUCUUCGACCUCGUCCGCUCCAACAAAGUCUCGUACCUCAUGGCUUGUGUAUCGGAGAUUUAUUUCAAACUUGUCCGAAGAACUGCUUUAAACGCUAUUUGGCGUGGCUUCAAGGGUCAGGUCGUUGAGUUCACCCUAUCCUUGAUGACCCGCAUACUUGGUUUCGAUGAUCCCGAACAGACCGAGACUUUCUGUCAGCAUUUCGGCUUUGUCUUUAAGGCAUCCAGUUCUGGCGGAGAGGAUUUCUUGGAUCUGGACUCG
Messenger RNA from Aureobasidium melanogenum CBS 110374, 1092 nucleotides. RefSeq lists its product as uncharacterized. Gene Ontology annotation, biological process: mRNA export from nucleus. The transcript has a single exon. Lineage: Eukaryota; Fungi; Ascomycota; Dothideomycetes; Dothideales; Saccotheciaceae. The annotation marks the transcript as partial. Gene Ontology annotation, cellular component: nucleus; cytoplasm; transcription export complex 2. The record is from RefSeq and is a predicted model, not a curated record.